AUGGGAGGUGCCAUUCAAGACAUCAGCGAAAUUCCCAAAGCCGGCGUAGUCAAAAAUUUCAAUCUCAGCGCAAUCUACUCUGAAAACGUGCUCGCCAAGAUCAUUCAAGUCGCACAGCGAGGCCUGAAGCAACAAGCCCCCUUGCAAUCCUACCCACACACCGUUCCCCAGACAGGACCCAAUGCAGGCCGCUACGAAGAGCGGGAAGCCUCCUUCUGGACGUGCGGCUUCUUCCCCGGCUGCAUCUACGCGUUACUGGAGCGCAGCAUCAAGUACCCGCAAGCCGUGUCGCUCCCAGCGGCACUGCGCCCGGGGAUCCAAGAGCAUCUUUUGAAGCUGGGACGGCACUACAGCGUGGCCAUCCGCGACAUGUCGAGCCGCACAGACACGCACGACAUGGGCUUCAUCGUGCAGCCCGCGCUGCAGCGCGACUGGGAGUUGACGGGCAACAAGGACAGUCUGGCUUGCGUUGUCAAUGCGGCUGAGGCGCUUGCAUCGCGCUAUGAUGAGCGUGUCAAGGCGAUUCGCAGCUGGGAUGUUGCGGUGAAUGACCGGUAUAGUCUUACUGAUAUGCAGGAGAAUUUCUUGGUCAUCAUCGAUAGCAUGUGUAAUCUCGACCUCCUCUACUUCGCCGCGCACCACACCGCGUCACCACACCUCGCCCACAUUGCCACGACGCACGCCAACUCCAUCAUCAGCGAGAUCUUACGCCCAGACUACUCGUCGUACCACCUGGUAAACUUUGAUCCGCACACGGGACUCCCGCAGUCCAAACUCACCAACCAGGGCCACGCCGACGCCUCGACAUGGAGCCGCGGCCAAGCGUGGGCCAUCAUGGGCUUCGCGCAGACGUACAUGUGGACGCGCGACACAAGGUUCCUGGCGACGGCGAUGCGCUGUGCCGAGUAUUUUCUCGCGCGCUGCGCCGAGGGCCGCGGGAACUGGGCGUGCAGUCUGGUGCCACGCUGGGACUUUGACGCCCCGCUGGAUGCCGAGCACGAUGCUGCAAGCCCGCUGCGCGACGUAUCUGCCGGCGUCAUAGCCGCAAACGGGUUUCUGAUUCUGCACCAGGCGCUGCAGGGCGUGAGCGCCCCAGUCGCGGCGCAAAUGGCAGCUCCGGGCCAGACGUCAACCCCGGAUUUCCUGGCUGUGGCGCUGGAGACCGUGGCGCAGACGCUCGAGCUGGCGUAUGAUGGCACACUGGCUUCGUUCAGGGUGCCUGCGAAGACGGUGGCGCCGAGUAAUGGACAUGCGAAUGGCGUGGUGGCGGUGGACAAAGAACAACAACAACAACAACAACAGUUCUUGGUUGAUGAAUCCCCCUUCGAUGCUAUUCUGAGACAUAGCACGACAAACUGGAAUGAGCAUGCGCAUCAAAAGUAUAAGGAUCAUGGGCUGGUGUAUGCGGAUUACUAUUUACUCGAGUUUGGGAAUCAGCUGUUGAGGGCUGGAUUGAUUUAACUUCUUCUUCUUCUUCUUCCCUCUCUUACUUGCUCUUCUAUUUCUUUU
Molecule: messenger RNA, 1509 nt
Organism: Exserohilum turcica Et28A
Lineage: Eukaryota; Fungi; Ascomycota; Dothideomycetes; Pleosporales; Pleosporaceae
Product: glycoside hydrolase family 88 protein
Exons: 4
Coding region: 1-1461 (486 amino acids)
Biological process (GO): polysaccharide catabolic process
Molecular function (GO): chondroitin hydrolase activity
Source: RefSeq, a predicted model, not a curated record